CGCGGGGUUUAAGAUGGCGGAUUUGUUGCGUUUGCUUAAGUUGCAUUUUGAAAAAUAUCUUUAUUGUUCCUGUUUAAUUUUGUUCGUGUACUCAAUUUAAAUAAAGCGCUGGAGUAUUUGAAUCAGAGUCAGGAACUCAUGGAGCUUCCCAACUACAGCAGGCAGCUGAUGCAGCAGCUUUACACUUUAAGGAAGGAAGGCCAGUUCUGUGACUGCACCAUUCUCCUAGGAGUCACCCCCUACAGAGCCCACAAGCUAGUCCUGGCUGCCUCCAGCUUACUCUUCAAAUCACUACUUGAGAACUCGGAGACGAUUUCCAUAGAUCCUUCUGUUGCCACCUCAGAUGAGUUUGCUAACCUGCUAGAGAUGAUCUACACAGGCAAGCUGCCCCCUGGCAAGCACAACUUUACCAAAGUCAUCUCCAUCGCAGACAGCCUGCAGAUGUUCGAUGUGGCGGUGAGCUGCAAGAAUAUCCUAAACAGUCUAUUAAAAAGAUCCACAUGUGAACAAGCAGAGUCCAGCAGAGAUGCUAGCUGCACAGAACCUGCACCAGAUCAUACCAGGGACAACCAGGCUUUGGUACCUGCUGCAGUAACCACACAUGAGUCCAAGAAAGAUGCCCCUGAGCUCUCCACCACUUUGAACUUAAAAGAAGCGCAGGAAGACGCACCCCUUUUGGAAGAAGUUCAUCAGCAGCUGAGUGAAAUCGGGGAUCUGGAACGGUCUACAAAGCCUAUAUUCUCUGCAGAAGUUAAAGACGAUCUGACUGAGGAGAGUGGCAUUCAGGACCCUUCAGGAGGCAGCCAUGAAAAUUCUCCACCUCGGAAGAGAUGUCGAUUAGCAUUAUCUGACGGGUCUGAAGAUGAUGUAGAGGUUUUGGUGCAGAGCAAGAGUCGAAUUGCUGAAGCGAUUAAAGAUGCACAGCCACUCGUUCAUUUAGUUGAGACCAGCGAGUCACUUUCAAGCUCAGAGAAACAGAUUAUUUUAGAUUGCUGUAAAGAAGAUCAAGGUGUUCCAAACGUUUUUGACCGGUUACUCAACAAAGUCACUGAUGAGAAGAGUCUCCCUGUGGAUACCCUGUUAUCAGUACUAGACCUCUUAAGAGAGUCCUACCCAGAGCUAAACAAUGUGCUUCAGACUAGAAGUCUAAGAGAAGACAGCUUAGCAGGUGCUGCUCCAGAGGACAGAGCGUUCUUUGACUUGCUUCUUGCUCAUGUCGAUGAGCUGGGGGACAGUGUGACUGAGCUGAGCCCCAUCACUGAGUGCAUGGAAACGGCAACGGAAGGAUUUCUAACAGAACUGGAGAAGGAGACUGUUCUUGAAUGCUGUAAAGGAGUGUCCCCCAAGGAAGCCAUUGCAAAUCUUUUAAACAAGGUGACGACAGAGAAGAGUGUAGAUCAGAUCAGCCUGUUGAAACUGCUCCACGCAGUUAAAGAGGCCUUCCCCAACCUGCAGCUGCUAUUGGAGAGACUUGAAGCAGAGUGGGCACAGCGUGGGGGAACAGAAGAGAAGAGCCUAGAGGAAUAUGGAGCAGAGCUCUUGAGGAAAUACCAUGAAAGCCUCUGUGAGAUACUGAGUGAGCCCCAUCCUCUCACUGACAGCCUAGCAGCAGCUGGAGAUAUCCCUACAGAGGAAAGAGAGUUUGUGAAGAAGAUGCUGGAGGAGGAUAAGGACCCUGGCAGCUUUGGCCGGAUGAUCUCUGUGGUUCUGGAGGAGCGCAGCAUACAGACCCUGUCAGUGUGGAGGAUGCUGCUCAGAGCACAGAGAGAGGUUCCACUUCUAGCUUUACUGAUAGAGGAGAUUAGGAGGGACCCGGACGCGGAUAAGCUCAUCCAAUCAGUCUUUGACAAGGAAAGCAGAGCAUUGGAUAUUUUAUUCAGACAUAAGGAGUUGGUCACAGAGGCGAUUGAUGACCUUGGCGUGUUAUUAGCCUGUGUAGCACAGGGUGUGGAGUGUCCAACGGGGGAAGCCAUUGAGAUUAUAAGAAACUGUUGCAAGAAAGAAGGUCCAAAGGAGUCAGUAACUAGUCUUUUAAGUAAAAUACUUGAAGAAAAAUCAAUUUCUGCUCUUCCGUUUUGCAAGCUGCUGUGCAUCAUCAGAGAGUCCUUUCCCAGUCUCAUGCCACUGGUUGAAGAGUUGGAGCGAGCAGAAACAGAAACUGAAGAAUAUGCAAAAGGGAAGCUAAAGAAGCGAAGCGGCGCAGAGAUGGAGGUGAUGCUGGAUGAAGAGAGCAGCCCCUCCGAGCUGAAGGAGGAGACGCAGAAGAGGAGCAGCAAGCAAGGCUUCACCUGCAAGUGGUGUGACAAGAGCUUUGAGUUCAAGUGCAGGAUGGAGGUACAUCUGAAGCGCUGCCGCCUGGCCUCUCAGGCUCCGGUGGAGUGCCCGGAGUGCGGGGAGACCAUGUCCUCUUUGAGAGCCCUGCAGCUGCACACCUCGCAGUCCCACGGAGACGCCCCCAGGAAGAAGAGGAAGCAGGGGGCCGUGACCUGCGACAUCUGUGGCAAAAGCUUUGCACAUCAGUCAGGCAUGCUUUACCACAAGCGCGCAGACCACUUUGAUGAGAAGCCCUAUUCCUGUGAUCAGUGUGGGGCAAAGUUUGCUGCCAACUCUACCCUGAAGAACCACAAGAGACUGCAUACUGGAGAGAGGCCCUUCUUCUGCAAGCACUGUGACAUGAUGUUCACACAGGCUGCGGCGCUUGCUUACCACACCAAGAAAAAGCACUCUGAAGGUAAGAUGUAUGCCUGCCAGUACUGUGACAAUGUGUUUGCCCAGUCCAUCGAGCUCACCCGCCACGUGAGGACGCAUACGGGAGACAAGCCGUACGUGUGCAGGGAGUGCGGGAAAGGGUUCAGCCAAGCCAACGGCUUGUCCGUCCAUCUGCACACCUUCCACAAUAUCGAGGACCCCUAUGACUGCCAGAAGUGCCGUAUGAGUUUCCCCACCCUGGAUGAGCACAAGAAGCACAUCCAGGUGGUCCAUCCUCGGGAAUACUACCCCUGUGAGACCUGCUCCAAAGUCUUCAGCGCCUCUUCUGUGUUGGAGAGACACAUGGUCACCCAUGUGGGAGGGAAGCCUUACAAAUGCGAAAUCUGCAACAAAGCAUAUCAGCAACUCUCAGGACUGUGGUAUCACAACCGCACCCAUCAUCCUGAUAUAUUUGCUGCGCAGAAUCAUCGCUCUUCAAAGUUUGCUUCUUUCCCGUGCUCCUCUUGUGACAAAUCAUUUCCCAACAUAACAUCUCUCAAAAGACACAUGAAAGCAGAUCAUGCAGAUGCAGAGCUUUAUGAGUGCCAGAGCUGUAAAGAGGUCUUCACUACAUUGGGGCUACUGAAGAAGCACACCACAACCAAACACACAGGCACACUGCAGAACCAAGUCAGCACUGAGCAUUUCAGCCACGAUGGGGAGGCCUUCCAGUGUGGCCACUGUGACCUUCUCCUCCCCUCCCAGCAGUCCCUGGAACAGCACUUCCAAACCCAGCACCCAGGGGCAGGACUGGUCCAGGCUCCAGCCAUUGCAGCACAGAUGGUUAUCCAGGCAUCUGAACAGACGGAGGUGUCCGAGGAGCUGAUUGCCCUGGAAGAGGCUCAGCUUGGCAGAUCACAAGUGUACGUUGCCCUGGCAGAUUCCCAGAACAAUGCGUCCGGAUCGGAGAUCGUCGCUGUCAGCAUGGAGGACUUGCUGGAUGGAACAGUGACUCUAAUCUGCGGAGCAGAAGCUCAGUGACAUCUCACAAGACACACCUAGUUUAGCAGAUUUAAUCAUUUUUGCCAUGCUUAUUUAUGUCUAGUGGUUUCUAGGCAAAUGUACAAAAUACUGUGUACAUAUAAAACAUCCUUUCAAGAUUAAUUCAUAACAAAAAAGAAUGGUAUUUUAACUUCCUGAUAAUUGGAUUAGUUUUGGGUGAUUUAAACCCUCUUCGUCAUUGUUGGUU
Polyodon spathula (Mississippi paddlefish) is the source of this 3937-nucleotide messenger RNA. Its product is annotated as zinc finger and BTB domain-containing protein 40-like. Gene Ontology annotation, cellular component: nucleus. Bases 139 to 3729 code for a protein of 1196 amino acids. Gene Ontology annotation, biological process: regulation of transcription by RNA polymerase II. NCBI's taxonomy places the organism in Eukaryota, Metazoa, Chordata, Actinopteri, Acipenseriformes, Polyodontidae. Gene Ontology annotation, molecular function: RNA polymerase II cis-regulatory region sequence-specific DNA binding; DNA-binding transcription factor activity, RNA polymerase II-specific; protein binding. The transcript is spliced from 18 exons. The record is from RefSeq and is a predicted model, not a curated record.